AUGUUGGCUGGUCGAGAACAUGUCAACCACUCGGAAUGGCGCGUGUUCGUCAAUGCUCGCCAGGGCUUUGCUGCCCCCCCAUCGGAUGAAUACACCAUUCGUCGAGACUAUGAUUCCCUGUUGGGUAUUUCCCGAUCAUUACCCUACAUAUCACAGCUGGCGGUGUUUCCAAUCCCCUCAUUCAGAGAAACACUCACCACCAGUGUUCACAUGGCUGUGAAGAUACAGACCACGGAGGGUCAACGUUCCGUCCAGCUACACAAGAUCCCUAACAUAUUAUUUGGGAAGCUGGCCAAUCGCAGUCAGACCAGAUUGUUUUUCCCGCGGCUCUACGUAUCUGGUGGUCUAGGACGCGUACCCCAGCCGGCCCUUAAAAACUUAUACAAUAAGGUCAUUCGUCCCACGAUCAAUGAAAUCCUGCCAGCCAAUGUCUCUCAUUGGCCUGUCAGCUACGAGCAAGCUUUUUCGCAGGCUCAGGAUAGGCAAGGACAGCUGCAUCACCACUCUGUGGAUGUGCCUGGACACUACAUUCAGGAGUUUGGAAGGGAGGUUAUCCGAAGAUGCGAUCAAGAUCGGGAUCUCAAGGGCGCCUUUUUCGUCCAUGAAUGUCGUGGAACAAAGGAUGCCACCGUGCACAAUGGAACAUUCGAAUUUGACCGGGAGGAGUCUUUGAAUGAUCUUCUCAGAGAUUAUGACACCGAGAAUAUGGAGUUAGGCGAGUGGUAUGUCGAUGUGGCCCUGGAAGUCCAUUGUCCUGGCCAUGUGUUACAGUGGCUGGAGGAUGGUCAUUGGAAUGUCCUGGAGGAGCUCUUUCCACUUUAG
Sparassis crispa is the source of this 822-nucleotide messenger RNA. RefSeq lists its product as hypothetical. Lineage: Eukaryota; Fungi; Basidiomycota; Agaricomycetes; Polyporales; Sparassidaceae. The coding region runs from base 1 to 822 and encodes 273 amino acids. The transcript is spliced from 2 exons. The record is from RefSeq and is a predicted model, not a curated record.